AUGAGGUGGACGGAGGCGUCCUUCACCAACGGGCAGCCACCUCCUUCCCCCCGCAGCGGCCACUCCGCCACGGUCGUCAACGGCGGCGAGGUGGUAGUCUUUGGCGGCCUGCACACCAGCAAUUUUAUCGGCGAGACCGUGGUGCUCUCGCUGUCCGAGGGGCGAUGGUGGAGGCCGCCGUCCGCGGCGGUCGGAGGCCCGGGGCCGCGCGCGUUUCACUGCGCGGUCGCCGUGGACAAGCAGCUCUUCGUCAUCUGCGGCCGCACCGGCCGGCAGCAGCACGGCGAUACGUGGGUGCUCGACACCACCACGUGGGAGUGGCGACCGAUGGGGCGCAUGCCCGGGGCGGUGGGAUCCGACACGAUCGCUCCGCGCGACUUUGGCACCGCGCAGCGAGUCGGCGGCACCGAUAAGAUCGUCCUCUUCGGCGGGUACGACGGCAAGAAGUGGCUCAGCGACGCGCACGUGCUGGACACCGCGAACGGGGUGUGGAGGGCGCUGAACUUCCCUUCGCCGUCCCCAUCCCCGCGAAGCGGCCACGCCAUGUCGACGGCGCAAAACGGGCGGCACCUCCUCUUCGGCGGUCAGGGCCCCAACGGAACCCUGUGCCACGACCUGUGGGCGCUGAGGGGGGUCGACGAAACCCGCGACGACGAUCACGACGAGUGGACGCGGCUGCAGCUUCGGGGCGACGCGCCCGCCGCGAGGGCGGGUCACGCGCUCGUGGCUCUGGAUCGUUUCAUCGUCGUCUUCGGCGGCGGCGGCGGCAAGGGGUGGAUGAGCAAGCAGCAGGAGUACCGCAACGACCUCCACGUCAUCGACCGGGAGUCGAUGCGGUGGCGGCGGCUCGCCGGGAGCGCGCCGAGCGAGGCGGGGCGGGGCGGGCUGGCACCGACGCAGCCCGGUCCCCGCGCGUUUCACGCGAUGUGUCGGGUGGGCGAACGCGCGCUGUUGAUUGGGGGAUUCACCGGUUCCGAGGCGCUCAACGACGCGUGGUGGCUG
This is a messenger RNA of Micromonas commoda, 1002 nucleotides long. RefSeq lists its product with no specific name. NCBI's taxonomy places the organism in Eukaryota, Viridiplantae, Chlorophyta, Mamiellophyceae, Mamiellales, Mamiellaceae. The transcript has 2 exons. Gene Ontology annotation, molecular function: protein binding. The record is from RefSeq and is a predicted model, not a curated record. The annotation marks the transcript as partial.